Messenger RNA from Leishmania braziliensis MHOM/BR/75/M2904, 1074 nucleotides. RefSeq lists its product as hypothetical. The transcript has a single exon. Bases 1 to 1074 code for a protein of 357 amino acids. Lineage: Eukaryota; Euglenozoa; Kinetoplastea; Trypanosomatida; Trypanosomatidae. The record is from RefSeq and is a predicted model, not a curated record.
AUGCUUCAGCUCAAGCGCAUCCGCCACCCCUCCGGAUCAGAGAUCGUCUUUGAUGCCAAGUGGCACCACUACAAGCUGGGCGGCACGGCGCUGCGCUCCGUCUCGAAGCUGCUUGACCGCUACUUUCCCUUCGACGAGAAGCGUGUGCUGGAGCUGGUCUCCAAGAAGACGGGGCAGCCAGUGGACAAGAUCAAGCAGGGCUGGUCGCGGCAGGCCCUCCUCGGCAAGAAUGUGCACGAGUUCAUCGAGUGCAAGCUGCUCAAGAAGCCACCGCCGCCUUUCACGCUGCUGAUGAAGCACAAGCAGGCCCGGGAGGCGGCGCGGCCGGCAGACGCGACAGGACCCGCGGCAAUCACAACGACGCCUCUUGAGGACGAGGUGCUGCACGGAGAGGAGGCUCUCUACCUGCCAGUGGCUGAGAUGGCCGUAGAGAAGGUGCUGAACGCCUACGAUGUGCUCGGCGCGGAGCAGGUGAUUGCAGCGUCCGACUGGGGCAUUGCUGGCACGAUCGACUUCAUGGCCCGAAACCGCCGCACAAACCGCGUGCUUAUUGGGGACUGGAAGACAACAGGCGGCACCACGAGUAACUUCCGCUUUGGCUCUUUCGAAACCCCAUGCCCAGGCGCGCUGCGACACCUGCCGAACAACAAGACGCACCGAUACUCGAUGCAGGUGAUCAUCUACGGGGAGAUCCUCGCCCAGGAGCAGUACUUUGAAAAGCAGUUCUUCGACGCUCAGCUGCGAGCGUCGCUAACGGCCUCACCAGCCGACCCCAGGACGGAGGUGACGCCGCCAGCGUCUCCGGCGAAGACCAGAGGGCAGCCGAGCAGCCAGGCUGCGGUGCUCGCGACGCCCGACAGCGAAAGCGAUGUCGAGAGUCUGCUGACGACGUUCUACCGCAACAACACCGAGCAGCGCUUUGAAUACGGCAUCGUGCAGCUCUCCAAAGGUGAGGACGGCGGGGUGGUGGCGGACUUCAAGGAGGUAACGCCGGCGUCGGUGCUGCCGCCAGACUGCCCUGAGAUGACCUUCGAGAGUUUGCUGCGGCGCGUAAUGGAAGGGGAUGGGGUUUAA